This is a messenger RNA of Equus quagga, 2060 nucleotides long. RefSeq names its product cathepsin B (gene CTSB). Gene Ontology annotation, molecular function: cysteine-type endopeptidase activity. The record is from RefSeq and is a predicted model, not a curated record. Gene Ontology annotation, biological process: regulation of catalytic activity. Bases 162 to 1184 code for a protein of 340 amino acids. The transcript is spliced from 10 exons. Gene Ontology annotation, cellular component: lysosome. NCBI's taxonomy places the organism in Eukaryota, Metazoa, Chordata, Mammalia, Perissodactyla, Equidae.
CUGAUCUAAGGCAAUGUUCCAUUUGUGGCCGCUGUAGCUACAAGGUUUCCAGACACUGUGGGAGAGUAGCUUGAGUAGGCUGGCCCUGCUGAACCUGGUGGGAAUUAGUCACUUAUUUUGGAGAGAUGAUUGGCAGGUGAAUCUAGGAUCCAGCUUCCAAAAUGUGGCAGCUCUUGGCCGCCCUCAGCUGUCUGGUGGUGCUGACCAAUGCCCGGAGCAGGCCGUAUUUCCAGCCGCUGUCAGAUGAGCUGGUCAAUUAUGUUAACAAACGUAACACUACGUGGAAGGCCGGACACAACUUCCACAAUGUGGACCUGAGCUAUGUGAAGAGGCUGUGUGGCACCUUCCUGGGUGGGCCCAAGCUGCCCCAGAGAGUUUGGUUUGCUGAGGACGUGGUUCUGCCUGAAAACUUUGAUGCCCGGGAACAGUGGCCAAACUGCCCGACCAUCAAGGAGAUCAGAGACCAGGGUUCCUGUGGCUCCUGCUGGGCAUUUGGGGCUGUGGAAGCCAUUUCUGACCGGAUCUGCAUCCGCACCAAUGGGCAUGUCAGCGUGGAAGUGUCUGCUGAGGACAUGCUCACCUGCUGUGGUGACCAGUGUGGGGACGGCUGUAAUGGGGGCUUUCCUGCUGAAGCUUGGAACUUCUGGACAAAACAGGGCCUGGUUUCCGGUGGCCUCUAUGACUCCCAUGUAGGUUGCAGACCCUACUCCAUUCCUCCUUGUGAGCACCACGUGAACGGCUCCCGGCCCCCAUGCACGGGGGAGGGAGGGGACACUCCCAAGUGCAGCAAGAUCUGCGAGCCCGGCUACAGCCCCUCCUACAAAGAAGACAAACACUACGGAUGCAGUUCUUACAGCGUCUCUAGCAGCGAGAAGGAGAUCAUGGCAGAGAUCUUCAAAAACGGCCCAGUGGAGGCGGCCUUCACUGUGUAUUCAGACUUCCUGCAGUACAAGUCUGGAGUGUACCAACACGUCGCUGGAGAUAUGAUGGGCGGCCAUGCUGUCCGCAUCCUGGGCUGGGGAGUGGAGAAUGGCACCCCCUACUGGCUGGUUGGCAACUCCUGGAACACUGACUGGGGUGACAAUGGCUUCUUUAAAAUCCUCAGAGGCCAGGAUCACUGUGGAAUUGAAUCGGAAAUCGUGGCUGGAAUCCCAUGCACUGAUCAGUACUGGAAGAGGAUCUAAUCUGCGGUGGGCCUCUCGGCCAGCCCAGGGCUGUUUUCCCCUAAAUAGAGCCAGUUGGGCUAUGGGCAGGGGGGCAUGUCUUUUAUUUUCAGAUAAGAUACAAGCACUUUUAGACAGGGCCUGAAGGACUGGAUUGGGCCAAACCUUGUGUCUACCAUCAGAGCUGUCUUCCAAGGAGACACGUCCAAGGCCUGGCUCCCUCCCAGCCCGCUCAGCGGGCUGUUGUCACAGUGCACACACUCAGACCACAUAAGCCCUGCGGCCAGCAGAGCAAGUCCUUCCCCUUAGACUAGUGCUGUGUGUAGGGCCUGCUGCUCCAGCUCCGCUGCAGCCAGCUCCUCGGCCUUCCCCAUCCAUGCAUCCCCAGGCAGCAAGACAGAGACAUAAAGGGUUAGUAGGUUUUCCAAAGAGACAGAAAGUGAAAUUACUAACAAGAGAAAUUCCCAUGCAUCGGUGGUAGGUCUAAACAAGCAGCUUUCCAGAUUUGGAAUCGGUUGAGAAGAGAAAUAGUGGGGCGGGCAGCUCUUUGGAGAAAGCCACGUUCUCCUAGGGCCCCUGCAACUACUGAGCUUUGCCCUGUUGCUAACCAUCUCUAGUCUUGUCCUUGGCAUGAUUCUUUUGUAAUAGAAGUUUUAUUUUUUGUGCACCUCAGCUGAUCAUGUGAAUGAGAGUCUGAUCAUUGGAAGAGCCGUGCUAGUUUCACAGAUGGGCUCCUUAAAUUAAAACUGGGUGGUUAUGAUUGGGCUGAUCUGACCUCUGAUACCACAGUGAAACUAGUGUGGGAGAAACCAGCUUUUACUGUUUAAAAAUCACUGCUUUACUCUGUUAAUUUACAAGGAAAGGAAUGACUGUGCCAAUAAAAGUGUUCUCCUUCAA